AUUAGAGUCUUUGUUUUGACAUGCCCUGCUUCUGUUUCUGUGCAGGAUUUAGAAACUGCGUCCAAAUUCUCACCCCAGGCGUAGUUUUCAAUGCCUAAAUCAGCUUCACUUCAGAAAACACAUAAAUACGGAGAAUUUUUUUUUGGCCAUUCUAAGCAAAACAGAUCAAAAUGAGUGCACGUCUGAUAAAAAUCCCACAUCUUUUUUCCUUCACACCCACUAUGAUUCUGUAUUUCUUCUUCCCCCUUCUGAUUAAUUGCCAGUGCAGCAGAAAUCCAGUAAUAUUCAUCUUUGGCGACUCCAAUUCGGAUACUGGUGCUUAUUAUUCUGGUCUUGGAUUGAUGUUUGGAGUUCCCAAUGGACGCUCAUACUUUAAUCAGCCAUCAGGUCGAUUAUGCGAUGGACGAUUGGUCAUUGAUCUCUUAUAGGCUAGAAACUAGGCUUGCCCCAUGUUUUUGGAGAACAACUGACAAACAAGCUCCUCUCUCGCAAUUGUAUUCUGUGUAUACUGCAGGCGAAAGUUUGAAUACAAGUUACUUGACCCCUUAUCUAGAACCAUUGGGUCCAGAUUUCAGAAAUGGAGUUAAUUUUGCUUUUAGUGGUGCUGCCACUCAACCUAGAUAUAAACCUUUCAGUUUAGACGUUCAAAUUCUUCAGUUUCUUCGAUUUCGAGCUCGCUCCCCUGAGCUAUUUUCAAAAGGCUACAAAGAUUUUGUCGAUGAAGAUGCCUUCAAGGACGCAAUUCAUAUAAUUGACAUUGGACAGAACGAUCUUGCUGGUUCAUUCGAAUACCUUUCAUACGAACAAGUCAUAAAAAACAUAUCAUCUUACAUAAAAGAAAUCAGCUAUGCAAUGCAGAAUAUAUAUCAACAUGGUGGAAGGAACUUCUGGAUACACAAUACGGGACCUCUGGGUUGCCUGCCACAAAAACUUGCUACCUUCGACAAAAAGAGCAGUGAUUUUGAUCAGUAUGGAUGCCUUAAGGUUCUUAAUGAUGCAGCAAAGCAGUUUAAUGACCAGUUGCGCGUCCUAUGUGAAGAGCUUAGAUCUGAGUUGAAGAAUAGCACCAUCGUGUACGUUGAUAUGUAUUCCAUCAAGUAUGACCUCAUUGCGAAUGCUACUACAUAUGGUUUUGAGAAUUCAUUGAUGGCAUGCUGCGGUUAUGGCGGUCCACCAUACAACUAUAAUCCUAUUAUUACCUGCAGCCGAGCUGGUUACAGUGUGUGCGAGAGAGGAUCAAAGUUCAUAAGUUGGGAUGGAGUUCACUACACAGAAGCUGCCAACGCAGUCGUUGCCUCCAAAAUUCUAUCUACUAAUUACUCUACUCCUCAGAUUAAGUUUAGUUAUUUCUGCAGUAACUAGCUAGUUUGCAGCUUGAUUGGAAUUUGCUGAUUUUAAAUAUCCUUGGAAAUUUAAUACUUGCAGGAACUUUGCAAGCAAACCAAGAUGAAAUUUUCACUACUAUUUAUUGCUAAUUGACAUGUGAUUCGGCGAA
This is a messenger RNA of Populus nigra (black poplar), 1495 nucleotides long. RefSeq names its product GDSL esterase/lipase At1g09390-like. The transcript is spliced from 5 exons. Bases 358 to 1362 code for a protein of 334 amino acids. Lineage: Eukaryota; Viridiplantae; Streptophyta; Magnoliopsida; Malpighiales; Salicaceae. The record is from RefSeq and is a predicted model, not a curated record. Gene Ontology annotation, molecular function: hydrolase activity, acting on ester bonds.